This is a messenger RNA of Athalia rosae (coleseed sawfly), 1274 nucleotides long. RefSeq lists its product as uncharacterized. The record is from RefSeq and is a predicted model, not a curated record. The coding region runs from base 498 to 1148 and encodes 216 amino acids. Lineage: Eukaryota; Metazoa; Arthropoda; Insecta; Hymenoptera; Athaliidae. The transcript has 4 exons.
CAAGAGGCUCGUAAUAAUUGCACGAAAGGAACUGAGGGCAAUUAAAUGAUCCCGCCGCUUUCCCCGAUUCCUCGCGAUGUUAAGCCUGGCGCGAAAUUUACGCCUUCCUCUCGCAAAUCGAAUAGACGAUAGUUUAAGCGUUAAGUGUAACGCGAAAGGUAUACUGUAAUGAGAAAGCCGAAUAAAAUUAAGCGGGCGGAACAAGAAACUGACUAAAAAAUUCAGUUGAUCUAGUUAUAUGUAUGUAUUCGAAAAUUUAAAGGAUAGUUUAAUUAACUAAUUAACCGUCAAGCGGCUCCAUCUACACAUGCAUCGUUAUAUUAAGUGCAUCUGAAAAGCUGAGAAACAAAAGAGCAUCUAUCGAAUGACAGCAAAUUUCUACAUCACAUCGAUAAAUGAUUCUUUAAAAUAUCUCAAUGGAGUUCAAUGUAAAACCUCACGUCAAUACACAAUACUGACUAUUCGCACAUCCACGAUACACAAAUCGCUGAUUCGAAAUGCCUCUCACAAUGACUAUCGAUGGAUCCGACAAAAUACCUUCUGUAACGCCUUGCUUUGAAGGUGAAGAGUUAAAUUUGGAUUCCGAACUUGUAAGCGCCGGGUUAUCGGCUAUAUCUGUCAAGGGGUAUGAUGCAGGAGAUCGACGUGGAGAAACUGGCAUUAGACACAGAAAUUCUUUCUGGAGCGUCCAUCGUCCUGAACUAUCCAAGCUAAGCUGGGCUGUUAACCAUGCACCCCAGAAUAUUGAAACUUACCUAAAGACUCAUGCUGGAGAUAAACAGUCCAAAGAAAAAUUCAAGAGACCAAUAAUUCCGUCAGACACCUUUGACAAAUUGACCGUAAUUCACCAGACAUCGGGACAUCAAACGGAUAUAGAUAAGCUGGAUAAGCAGGUCUCAAAGCCAGAAACAAUCCAAUUUAGUGACCAUGACUUGGAAUCUCAUACGACUUUACAUAAAAGUAGAGCAGAAUUUUGCGUGACUAUAGGAAACUUAGAAGAGCACUCCAUACCUCAAAAUACUUCGGAACCAUCCGGUUCAAGGGCUAAUACAAAGUUCAGUCAAAAACUUUUGUUUAAUGAAGACUAUUUGGCAAAUGAUAUCAGAUUGGAACAAAGCGACGUGAAGAUUAAUUCUGUCUGGGAAUAAUUUGUACCACAUAAUACUUGACUAAAUUCAAUGAUGUAUAGAAUAAUAUCUUGACUCUGGUAAUUUUACCCAUUAUCUGAUCUUCUGUUAAAUAAAAUAGUGUGCAUUAGGUAAUUGAAAUUUAGA